CACCUAUUUAUGAUAUUAUUUACAAUACGGAGAAAACGAAACUAGAUGUGGGAUAUUGAUCUCUUCAUUGGUUAUGUUGUAUAACUUGGGAGAGCAUAAUUGAUUUUAUAUAAUUCAUGAAAUUGAUUUGCCCAAGACAUGGAAGUUCCAGGAAAGAGGGAAAAGAAUAAUGUUUCUUGCAAACCUUGCGAAGAAAAUGAAAUAAGAACACAAGCCGAGGGGUUUUGUACCAGUUGUGAAGAGUAUAUGUGUUCCAAUUGUUUUGAUACACACAAAAAAUGGAAACUAAAUCGAGAACACAGUUUAAUUGACUGUAAUGAGACAAUAACGCAGAGAGAAAGUGCGAAUGAAUUCGAAAAUUGUGAGCAACAUUCAGAUGAACCCGUAAAGUUUUACUGCGUGCAGCACGAGCAAGUUGGUUGCGGAGAUUGUAUGAUCAUAGGUCAUAGGUCGUGUAAGGUAGACUAUAUUCUAAACAUUAAAGGCACACCAGAGUACGAGUCUUUGACCAAAGGACCGGAAAUAUGUAAGAUUGAAGCUAAUCACGUAUUGUCGUCAAUUAAGAACAAUAUAGUUCAAGUUGAUGAUAUCAGUGAAAAGUUCAAACAGGACGUUUACCAAUUUUGGGAAGAGAUAAUUACACAAAUAAACAACUUAAGAGAAUGUAUGCUAAAGGAAGGCGAAUGCAUUAAGGCUAAAGAUAACUUAAAAAUGAGACAAUUACAAGACGAAACUGAGAGUCUGAUAAAUGAUCUUAAUGUCAUAUCUGAUUUAUUUGAGUCGACUGUCGAGAGUCCAUGUAAGCACUUUGUCUGUUCAGUCUCACAUAAACCAAGGCUUGAUGAACUGAGGAAACAACUUGAUGACAUAAAAAGCAAGAGCAAAAUUCAGGCUUACGAGUUCAAAACAGAUAACAAUCUAACUCGAACAUUAGCCAGCGCUGGUCAACUGGGAAUACUUCAGAAAGACAAGGAGGAACAAUUGAAAGACCAAGAGGAGAAUAAACAGCAGCAAAUUUCAAAAACUUUGCAAGCUUCGGGUUAUACGGAAAAAUGUAAGGCUGAUUCACAACCGUUGCUAGACAGACAGUUGAAAUGUACAAAUAUAAAAGUGGAUGGAAAACACCUCAGUUAUGAAGAGAAUAAAGACGGAGACGUAGGGCUAUUUGUCGACAAGAAUAGAAUGCUUCCUCGCAGUUACUUUGAGAUAAAGAUAUUGAGUUUGGGCCAACGUGGGACAAUUGCUAUUGGUUUGGUACCAAACAGUUACCCGGCUAAUAUACAGCCAGGAUGGGGACAUUACUCCAUUGGAUAUCAUGCGCACGAUGGCUGUCUAUACCACGAAUAUGGAAGAGGAAUUCAGUUUGGACCAAAAUGUCGCGAUGGUGACAAGAUUGGUUGCUGUAUAUAUCUGGUGCUUUUCCGGCGUGGUAAAAAUGUUGAGACGGUUGUCAAUGCCAUUUUUACAAGGAAUGGCGCAAAGACUGGAGAGAAGAAACUUAGCACCGGUCCCCUUUUCAAUCUAUAUCCUGCUGUAGGGAUGCAUUCUCCCGGAGAGAAGGUCAAAGUAAUUUUCCAUACAGGACUGCCUGCAUCGAUAAAACGAUAUACUAAAAUACAUUAAAUACUUGACUGUUGACAACGUUAAUGAAUGUUUAAUGAUAUUGAAUGUUAUCUAUGUUUUGAAAAGUUCAAUGAGGGAUACCGUUCUACAUAUAUCUUAACGAGUUAGAUUUUUUUUUACUUGGACAUAAAAUAUUUGCGCAGAAUGUGAACAAUUUUCUGUUAUCUACUGUGUAGUGAAAGAGGUACUCAAAUUUACUUUAACGCUAAAAUAAGAUACACUGUAUUAAAUCAUAUUCUAUGAAUAGGUUCGCAAAAAGUAUGAACAACUUUUUUGGAGACCAGUCAUUGCCUAUGAUUUUACAGCUGUACUAAAAGGUUGAUUUUUUACUGAAAAUCAUAUGCUAUACAUGCCCCUGCUUUCAAAGUUAUUGUCACAACAAUGUCACCGACUAUAAGUAACAAAAGUUGAACACAUGUUUUAUUAAAAGUCGUCCAAAGAAAGGUACGGCAAGAAUUUGCUUGUUCCAGAACAAUGUUUCGAAAGGACUUAUUUCAGACUUGUUAGUGCAAAAUUAAGUGAGAUUAUUAUAGAUAAAAAAGUUUUAUUCUCAAGACAGGCCGUGGAUGACAUAUUCCUUUUUCAAGAAAUGAAACUUAAUGUCUUUUGUAGAUUUUAUUGCUCUUGUAUAUUAGUCGACUAGAUUUAAACAAACAAUUACAACUAGAGUACUUUGUUGUAAAUAUAGUAAAUGAUUUACUGUAAAACGUCGAGAAAACAAGAGGAUUGCAUUCAUUCUGAAACAUCGAAAGAUUCAUCAUAAACGACAUAAAAAUACUUAAUAUAGGCUUUCGUUGAUUAUGAAUUAUGUUCAGUUUCAAUUAUGACUUAGUCUAUAUUAUUCUGGUUAAACGAAUUAUUUUAUAUUCAUUGCCUUUUUGGCUAAUAAUAUUCGAGAAAAGUUGAUUGUAUUGAAAACAUACAAUGAACGUAUACAUAAAAUUUCAUGUAAGUACUAUGAUUCACUGAUUCGCCUUAAAACAAAACAAAACAUUUUAUGGUACAUAUUUUUUUUAAUAUAGAUUGGAUUGCAUUAUAAAUAAUGCUAGUAUUAAUGAAAAACAUUACUGUCUUGGGAAAAUGUUUCAUGUAAAAAUAUAAAAAGUAACAUUUCCUACACUUUUGAAUUAAUAUCGUUUUCUUGACUUAUAUGUUUUACUGAACUUUAGUAACUGGAACUUUAAUCUUUAUAGAAAAGUUCCAUCAAGUCAUCAAUGCAUUGUAAUUUUAAUAUCUUAUAUAAUAAAGAUGUCUUUUUAUCGUUGUUUGCCUACGAUAAUAAUGCAAAAUAUUUUGGCUCAGCCCUUCUAAUUGUUUUAUAAAUACAUGUGUGUUUAUGUAAAACCUAUGUAUAUUUAUAUAUGCAAU
Ruditapes philippinarum (Manila clam) is the source of this 2991-nucleotide messenger RNA. RefSeq lists its product as uncharacterized. The record is from RefSeq and is a predicted model, not a curated record. Lineage: Eukaryota; Metazoa; Mollusca; Bivalvia; Venerida; Veneridae. Gene Ontology annotation, molecular function: zinc ion binding; protein binding. The transcript is spliced from 9 exons. The coding region runs from base 139 to 1623 and encodes 494 amino acids.